This is a messenger RNA of Mercenaria mercenaria, 1566 nucleotides long. Its product is annotated as interferon-induced protein 44-like. Lineage: Eukaryota; Metazoa; Mollusca; Bivalvia; Venerida; Veneridae. The record is from RefSeq and is a predicted model, not a curated record. Bases 137 to 1552 code for a protein of 471 amino acids. The transcript is spliced from 7 exons.
GAAAAAUACACACAUUUCUUGAAAAGAUAACAGUAUUAUCGUGAUAGCUAUCAAAGCUUACAGCUUACUAAUAAUUCUGAUAUGUAACGAACAAAGGUGUUGUACAGGUACAGAUAAUCCGAACUGAAAAGCAACAAUGACAGGAAAGUUGAAAGAUAAAGAUAUGGACCAGCUGGAAGAGUGGAUAGGUACAGGUCCUAAAACAUUCACACUGCUCUAUGCUAUCACAAGAGAUGGAUGUAAUCAGAAUACCUUCCAUCAGAAAUGUGACAACCAGGGGCCUACAGUCACGGUGCUGUAUAAUCCACAGGGGUCGGUGUAUGGAGGAUACACGAAUUCCAGUUGGCAGAGUAUAGGAGAUUACGUUAAUGAUACAAAUGCAUUCCUAUUCCAGUUACAUUACAGUAACAAACGAACAUACACGAAAUUCCCUUAUAAUCAAGAUGGAUAUGCCAUUUAUGAUGUAGGUUACGGUCCGAUAUUUGGAUCAGGUAACGACCUUUAUACAUUCAAUGGAACUAUUUACGACUCUGGAGGUUACUUUGCACUUAACGGCGGUCUGAGCAUUGGGUCCAGUUACGACGCCCAAGGAAAAAGUAGUAACCAAAUCAACAAUGGAACAAUGAAUGUUACUGAACUAGAGGUGUAUAAAGUAUCUGAUGGUCAAAGAAAAAAGACUAAAGUGGAGCCUUGGCGUAAAACUAAGGGUUGGAACGAAAAGUUUUUGGACGAACUUACUGAAGAUAUUGUGUCAUUCAAACCACUUUCGGACUUGCAUAUCUCCGAGGCUCGGGUCCUGAUGAUCGGUCCAGUUGGAGCUGGAAAGUCGAGUUUCUACAACACCAUUAACUCCAUAUUCCGGAGCCGUAUCGCACAGAGGGCAUGUAGUGGUAGUGCUGAGCAAAGUCUUACAACUGCUUACACUCCCUAUCUUGUGCGAGUUCGAUCCGGAGCUAACCUUAACUUCAAACUUUGUGACACACGUGGGUUAGAAGAAUCGCAGGGUUUGGAUGUACUCGAAUGUAACUACCUUCUUGAUGGAAAUAUACCGGAAUAUUAUCAGUUCAAUCCUGCAGCACCAAUAUCUCAAGAGACCGACGGAUUUAUAGCGAAACCAACACUCGAAGACAAAGUACACUGUGUGGUGUUUGUAAUGGACUCUACCACGCUUGAAGUUACACCAACAAAAAUCAUACAGAAAAUGAAAAGUUUUCAAACUCUUAUGAAUCAGAAAGGUAUACCGCAGGCACUUCUCCUUACCAAAGUAGACAAACUCUGUAAAGAUGUAGAGAAAAACGUAUCGCAAGUUUUCAAAAGCGAAACGGUAGAAGAACAUGUCGAGAAGGCGUCUCAGCUACUUGGUCUACCACGCGGAAAUGUACUUCCGGUGAAGAACUACGAAAAUGAGAUGCAGCUUGAAGAUAAUAUCAGUAUCUUGGCACUACUUUCUCUGCGGCAGAUUUUAUACUUCGCGGAAGAUUACAUGGAGAACAUGAUGGACAAGAGAGCAGCUGCACAGCGGAAAACAGAGAAGAUGAAUGUUAAGAAAUAAACAAAACGGACACA